Cladophialophora psammophila CBS 110553 is the source of this 1830-nucleotide messenger RNA. RefSeq lists its product as uncharacterized. Lineage: Eukaryota; Fungi; Ascomycota; Eurotiomycetes; Chaetothyriales; Herpotrichiellaceae. Gene Ontology annotation, biological process: vesicle-mediated transport; protein targeting to vacuole. Gene Ontology annotation, cellular component: Mon1-Ccz1 complex; fungal-type vacuole membrane. The transcript has a single exon. The record is from RefSeq and is a predicted model, not a curated record. Bases 1 to 1830 code for a protein of 609 amino acids.
AUGGAUGCUACAGACAAUAGCAGUCCCGGGACAACCAGGAGUCACCGGACUUCGACCGCCUCGGAAGGAGACCGACCACCUCUUCCUCCGAGACCAAGCGAAUUAAGCCUCAUGCAAGCCAUGUCUUCCACAGGUCACUCUUCCCGUCCUCCUACUCGAGGUCUCGUUGGGGGUGCAACGACGGCCGUGUCCAUGACCGAUGUCAGUGCCUACAGCCGACCCGACGGCUCCAAAGAGCUGCGUGUGAAUGCUUCUCGUACACCUUCCAGCCACUCAAUUCGUCCCACUACCAGCAACAGAACCAGUGAUGGUGGGGAGGACAACUCCAGCAUCAGGAGCUACGCACCAAUUGGCCGGUAUAUCCAAGAUACAGAAAGCAUAUUCGAUGGAAAUCUUCAAGAGGAACAACAUCUUUCUGAAUCAGUCAGCAGCUCCAGAGGAUUGUUCGAAGCAGAUUCAGACCGUCUGUACGAUGAAGGUGACGUCGAUUUCGACAAGGAGUUUGAAGAGGUGGACGAGAAGAUUGUUGACGAAGAGAUGGCCCAAAAGCUUUGGACCUCCAAGCGCAAGCAUUUCAUCAUACUAUCUGCAGCCGGUAAGCCUAUUUAUACUAGGCAUGGAUCGGAUGCGGUCAUCUCGAGCUAUGUUGGCAUCAUUCAGACCAUUAUCUCCUCAUACUCAGAGACAGGUGACCAGCUGGGAAGUUUCCAGGCAGAUGGCGUAUUGUUUGUCGUCCUCUCACAAACAAAUUUGUUUCUGGUUGGGAUUACGAGUCUUCCGGAGAGCGAGGCGCAAGUUCGAGUCCAGCUUGAAGCCCUGUAUAUGCAGAUUCUGUCGACUCUGACAUUGCCGACUUUGACUCAUCUUUUUUCGCUUCGCCCGUCGACCGACUUGAGGCGACCUUUGCAAGGCACCGAAGUCCUGCUGUCCUCACUGGCGGACAGCUUCACGCGAGGCUCGCCUUCUGCGCUCUUGUCUGCACUUGAAUGUUUAAAGAUCAGAAAGUCGCACCGCAACAUUAUCAACAGCACCAUGAUUAAAGCCCGAGUAGACGACCUGCUGUAUGGGCUGGUGGUUGCUGGAGGAAGACUCGUCAGCGUCAUCCGGCCGAAGAAACACUCUUUGCACCCAAGUGACCUCCAGUUGAUUUUCAACAUGCUCUUUGAAGCUGAAGGAAUCAAGGCUGGUGGAGGAGACUCUUGGAUCCCUAUCUGUCUUCCCGGCUUCAACAAUACCGGCUAUCUGUACAUGUACGUCAGUUUCCUCGACAUGGGCGGGGAGCAGGUCCGAGAAAUGGCCCAGAACGAACGUAUUGCCAAAGAGGACUCAGUGGCCAUCAUCCUCUUGAGCGCCAAUAAGGAGAGCUUCGAGGAUUUGCAAAGUAUGAAGAAUUACCUCGUCCACGAGUUUCACCGUAACAAGAGUAUGCACAUCAUCCAUGCCGCUGUACAAGCCGGCCGACCUGCACCUACAGACAUCAUCGCGGGCACCGUCCUGAGACAUUUCCUAUACAAAUCAAAAGGCAACGUACAGUUCUUUAUGCCAUCCUUCUCGCCGAACUUUGAGACAUUGAAACAGCGUCGGCGAUUGAUGUCUCUGUAUCACAAUCUGCAUGCCAGUGUGCAUGCCAAACAUGCCGCAGUGAAGGUCUAUCACAGCGUGGGAGUGUCGGCAACGGCGCUCGCUUGGGUCACACCUAUGUUUGAACUAUAUUGUGUGGCCGGACCAACGGCGUCGAGGAAUGCGUUGGCACAGAGUGCGAAUAAAGUGGUGCAGUGGGUCCAGAGAGAGGAGGAGCGGAUUUUUAUUAUUGGCGGUGCGGUAUUUUGA